UCUGUGUAUGUUUCAGUUUUGAUUUUACGUUGGUAUUUUUGUGCCAAGAAACAUAACUCUUUAAAAUAGUUUUAGUGAUUUUCUUUACUCAGUAAUAAAAUGAACCAAUAUGAGACAGAAAGACGUUUAUCCUGGUGUUAUGGUUUGUUGGCUGUUUUGCUAGGAGUUUCUGUAAUAAGCACAGCAAUACCACACAAUCACUGGAGAGCAACACUCGAUGUGUGCCCGGGUAGUUGGCUUGAGAACACUAAUUGUGGUUGCAUUUUCUAUGGAGUUAGUACAUUUCAAUACUUUAGCGGAGGACACAACUCUUAUUGCCUGUAUGUUAUAUUUGCCCCAUUACCGAUAAUAGUAUAUGCCUUGGUGAUGACUCUAUUUCAUAUGUAUAGAGUUUGUAUUAAUAAUAUAGGACAAUAUGAAAGUGAAAAGUCAACAACAGUAGAAGAAAUUGAGGGAGAAUCUAUAAUAGUGACUUCCAGAGCAAGAAUAUCGCAAACAAAUGAUGCGGUUAUAUAUUGUUGGAUACCAACAUCAUGCAUAGCUGCCAUCUUUACUGUUUACAAUUUAGUUCAUGCUGCGAUAAUGACCGAUGGUUUCCUUAAAACUUGUCAUCAAUACAGAGGAUAUUUAGUUCGGGAACUCCAUGCUACUGGGGACCAUGCUACAGCCAUACACUUUCGUCUAAGCUGUCAAGCUAUUUUCGACUUUAUGGAUUAUAUACAAAAAGAUGCACCAAACAGCCGAAGAGGAGAUUUUAUAAACACAGGCAUUGCCUUGCAAUUGGCUUUAAUAACAACGUGGCUGGCUGUUAUUUUGUGGAUAGUGGUUGCAGCAUAUGCAGCCAUAAGAGCUUAUAAAGAAAGGGAGGUUUUGACAUGCUGUGGAAACUAAUUUCCUCAAUAUAUGCAAGUAUAUGUAAUUAUUUAUUUUUAUGCAAAAAUUGAUAGUUUAAUUUUAGUAUGAUAACUUGGCCCCAGUAAGUAUUUUUUUUAUUAUUUGUCACAAUUCAACAAUAUACUUAUAGGAUUUACUUGUUAAGAACCUUAUGUUUACAAAAGUCAUUGCUAUUGCAUAAAUAACAAAUAAUAGUUUUAGUUGGUUUUAUCCCACCGUGACUUAUUUUAAACUCUAUUUUUAUUGUGACAACAAAAAUUUUUCUACUUACUAUAAGGAAUAACUUUUACAGUGUUAAUUAUAAUAAAAAGGUAUAUUUAUUAAAGACAAUGUAGAUUGUAGUUAAAUAUAUUUUUAAUAAAUAAGUAUAAUUUAUAUAUGAUGGCAUGAAAUGUAAAAAUGUGGAAAUAAAGAUAAUUUUUUAAGUAAUUGCUUUAUCAAAACAAAUUAAAUUAAAUUUGUUUUCAAACAAUAAUUUAUUUACAUUGUACAUGGUAUAAUUGGGAGACAACAGGCUGCCUGCCAGAUUGAUAUACAUUUUAUAUUGAUUACAUUAUUGGUUUACUUAUUUGCAAAAAAUCACUGAAUGUUUUAAAAAUAGAUUAAUUAUUUAUACAUAGGUAUAUAUAGUUAACACUUCUAGUACAGAAUGCAUACAACUACCACUUAGAUUUUUUUCGUUUUUAUUUUGCAAUCAGACAGCAGACUAUGAGCAGAUGGUGGUAAGGUAGAAUAGCUUAACCAUCGGGAAGAUCCCCCGUUUGUCAAAUUUGCCGUUCUUAUAGUAUGCAAACCACCUUACCACGGCUCUCAGCCAUAAUAAGGUGCACCUUCCCAUGGCUCUCAGUCAUCAGCCAUCUCAGCGGUAAUAACGCAUUCGGGUGGUUAGAAAGUCUUGUCUUAUAGGUGGACUGUUUGUUUUCCAUAAUAAUACCACUUACUCACUAUAGAAAAUUAAAAAACAUUUUAGAUGUCAUAUAUAAGUCAAUGUAAAAUCAAUUGUCAUUGAAAAAUCAGUCUAUGUUCAUUACUGCAUUUAGUGAUUAUUUGCAAUUUUUCAAAUCUUAAGCCGAUAUAUAGACUGAUAGUUAAACAUACUUUUUGUAAAAAAAAAUCUAAUCAAAAUAAAAUUUCGUACAAAUUUUAUUAAUUCUCUCAGAUCUUUACAUUGCAUAUUUUAAUAAAACUGUGCAAGAACAAAUAGUUAUGAAUUUCUUGUACUGUAACAAUUAGAUUAGCCAUUAUGUCUUAUUCUUCAGAUUCCAUUCCAUUUUAA
This is a messenger RNA of Nymphalis io (European peacock), 2170 nucleotides long. RefSeq lists its product as uncharacterized. The record is from RefSeq and is a predicted model, not a curated record. Lineage: Eukaryota; Metazoa; Arthropoda; Insecta; Lepidoptera; Nymphalidae. Bases 100 to 891 code for a protein of 263 amino acids. The transcript is spliced from 4 exons.